Molecule: messenger RNA, 1311 nt
Organism: Penicillium maclennaniae
Lineage: Eukaryota; Fungi; Ascomycota; Eurotiomycetes; Eurotiales; Aspergillaceae
Product: epoxide hydrolase
Exons: 4
Coding region: 1-1311 (436 amino acids)
Biological process (GO): epoxide metabolic process
Molecular function (GO): epoxide hydrolase activity
Source: RefSeq, a predicted model, not a curated record
AUGGCCUCCAUUUCCACCUUCAACAUCGCAGUCCCAGAUUCGCAGCUCAAACAACUCAACGAGAAGCUCCACGCAGCAACGUUCCCUGAUGAACUGGACGAAGCUGGCUGGGACAUGGGUGUCCCGCUCUUCGAGAUGAAGCGCCUGGUCACAGCAUGGCGUGAGAACUUUGACUGGCGCGCACAAGAAAAGAAAUUAAACGAGCAGCUCAACCAAUUCAUAGUCUCUAUUUCAGUGGAUGGCUUUGGUGAGCUCGAUAUCCAUGUUGUGCACCACCGAAAUGGGAAUCCGCGCUAUUCCUCUCUUAUUCAUUCACGGAUUUCCACUCAUGUCAGAUGGGCGAUGGCUAAAUGCAUACUAGGGCCGGGGAGCUUCCUCGAAGCUACGAAGCUCAUCCCGUUGCUUGUGCAGGGCGAUGAUGGUCCGGCAUUUGAUGUUGUGGUACCUUCGUUACCUAACUAUGGUUUCUCUCAGGGUGUGCAGAAGAGAGGAUUCGGUCUGGCUCAGUAUGCCGAGACCAUGCACAAGGUGAUGAUUACUCUAGGAUAUGAAGAAUACGUCAUCCAGGGAGGAGACUGGGGGAGCGUGAUCGCCCGCACCAUGGCACAGUACUACGCCAAGCAUAUUCAAGCCAUUCACCUGAACUUGGUUGCCGUGAUGCCUCCAUUACCAUGGCGCAAUCCGCUCCGAUUUCUUCAUUCCCUAGCAAGUGUGCCUUUCUCUGCGAAGGACCGGAAGGCUAUUGGCCGCACUGUGGACUACGUUCUCAACGGCAGUGCGUAUAUGAAGCAGCAACAGACCCGGCCACAGACACUGGGAUAUGGCCUGCAUGACAGCCCAGUUGCGCUUCUCGCGUGGAUCUACGAUAAAUUACAUUCAUGGUCAGACAACUACCAGUGGACAGAUGAUGAAAUCUUUACCUGGAUCAGCGUGUACUAUUUCUCGCGGGCAGGGCCGACGGCGUCGACUCGGAUCUACCAUGAGGCUUCGGCAUCAAAGCCUGAAACCAAGGAUAUCGGGGGUGAGGGCAAGCAGGAGGUGAUUACGAACUGGAUAACUGUUCCUGAAGUGCUGUCGGCUUCUGCGCAAUGUAAUGUGCGAUUUGCUGUCGCGCAAUUCAAGGAAGAAAUUAUCCAGUUGCCUACUGCUUGGUACCGUUCGAUCGGGAAUGUGGUGCAGGAGAAGGAGUUUGAGCAUGGGGGUCAUUUUGCUGCUUGGGAGGUGCCCGAAGUGCUAGCAGGUGAUCUGAAAGAUUUCCUGGGCAGGGACGGGCCAGCCUACGAGGCGGUCCAGGGCAAAGAUGGCUAUUGA